Messenger RNA from Ruditapes philippinarum (Manila clam), 4723 nucleotides. RefSeq names its product RNA polymerase II-associated protein 1-like. The transcript has 32 exons. Lineage: Eukaryota; Metazoa; Mollusca; Bivalvia; Venerida; Veneridae. Gene Ontology annotation, biological process: transcription by RNA polymerase II. The coding region runs from base 112 to 4209 and encodes 1365 amino acids. The record is from RefSeq and is a predicted model, not a curated record. Gene Ontology annotation, cellular component: nucleus.
CGGAAACGGAAAUGCAGGUUUUAAAUAUGGCUGCGCCCAUGUCUUGUAUUGCACAUUAAACGACUUUAGUCUUCUAACUUUGUUUUUACCCUAAAAGGGCAAACAAAAAAGAUGAGUAAGCGUCCUAAACCUGGCGAGACAGAGGAAGAUUUACUUGAGUUUCAAAAACAAUUUCUCGCUCAGAAAACUGCACCUUCUGUAAGUGUGAUAAAUAAAAGAGCUGGGGAGAAGAGACCUGUUGAUAAACAAGAUGACAAAACAGAACAAAAAGAUAUUGUGCAGUUGGAAGCUCUACCACAGACCCUUCCAGCAGCAGACCACAUAGCACCUGCAAAGAAGUCAAGAUUUAAAGCCGCACAAGAGCAGAAAGCUAAACAGAAGAAACACUCCCAUUCUGAUGCCCAACAUGACUUUGAUGAGUAUGACAGGAGUACAGCCACAGUACUAGCCAAAAUAAUUGAGAGAGAUACUCAUAAUGCUAGAUACAGCUUACCAGCUCCAGUGACCUUAUCAUUCCCACAGUUGUCACAAAGUGGUAUAACAAGUGCACAGACUGAAGACCCUACAAAGAAGAAGAAAAAGAGUUUGUUUGCACAGCAGGUGGCUUCAGAACCUGAGGUAUUUGGCAUAUUGCCAGAUAAGCCAGCAUCUGUUCUGAAAAUGGAGACUGAGGAGUCUGAAGAAGAUGUUGAAAUGCCCAGUAUUAUAGAUGGAAGUGGUCUCAGUGCAACAUUCAGUAAAACAGAGGCACACAAGAUACAUGAGGAAAACAUUGGUCAUCUGUCACAAAUGUCAGAAGAAGAAGUGUUAGAAGAACAAAGGAAACUUUUACAGACACUUGAUCCCAAACUUGUGGCAUUUCUGAAAACAAAGAAAACUGCUCAAGAAGGUAAAGCAGGGCAAAAAACUGAGACUGCAGAAGAGAAAAUUCCAACUACAGAAAGGAAAGGAAAAACAAGCAAGCCUAAACAAGAAAUGGAGGAAAAUGUACCAGUUGAAGUGAAGAAAGAUUGGGUACAUAUGGAUACUGUAGAAUAUGAUAAAUUAGAAUGGAUGAAAGAUUUACCUCCACCAUCCGCUGAUAGUGCAAAGACAGGUCAGCAAGCAAGAUUUGAUUUCCAUGGUAACAUUGUGUUUGCUGAUGCAGAUAUACCAGUUAAUGUGGGUCUACAUCACCAUGGUGAUGAACCAGAGAGAGCAGGUUAUACACUGGAGGAAUUGUUUACACUGGCCAGAAGUACAAAUAAUCAGCAGAGAGUACUUGCCCUGAAUACACUUAGUAAAGUUAUCGAACAGGCAAAGAAUGGGAACUUGGAAAAGAUGGUACAGACGCCAAUUUUGGCUAGCAUUAUUGAUGCUGGUGUGAUAUUUCUGUUCCGCUGGUCACUAGAUGACACUGUUGAAUCUGUGCUAGCAGCAGCUGUGAUAGCCCUCAAUUCUCUUCUUGUCAAUCAAGCUGAUGAGGUUGCACUCGAGAAAGUUUUCCACUGGUUUCAAGGUUACAGAGUGGCUUGGCAAGCUCCUGCUAAACCAGAGCAAGUAGGAAUAAAGCUUCCUGGUGAAGCAGAAGAAACUCCGGAUCAGUCAGAUGCAGAGCUUGCUAAACAUGAUCUGAUUCAGGCAUUAGGCAGCAGAAUGAACCUGAUACAGCGUCUAACCUACAUUCUACAGAAUGUUAAACCACAGGCACCGGUUGUAAUUGCAGUAUUACAAAUUCUUACAAGACUUUGUAGACAUUCAAAACAAUUAGCAUACCAGGUUUUUAAUUACAAAGGAUUACUUGAGCUGGUGAUAAAAGAAUUUUUGCCAAUCACCUGGCAAACAGAAGGUGUGCAGGAACCAGUGAGUAAUGUUUAUGGGAUUCCACUAAAGGAGGCAAUGGCAUUGAUGUGUACACUUUGUCAAGCCGGGAAAAACAUGGCUGCAAUGUUGUUGUCAAAGUUCAAACUGGAGGAAAGGAUGUUGAGAUAUCUGAUGACUGACAUAAAGAGUUUCGGACUGCCUCACAUUGAAGCUCAUGGUCUAAAGUUAGAAUGUCUGAACUUAUGGAAGGUUUGUUUGUCAUAUGGACUGGCUGAUAAUAUAUACAUAGAGUAUUAUCCACUGAUAGUUGAGAUAUUGAGGAAUUAUGACGGAAUAUUUGAUCGUACCACAGAGGAUCAAGACAGAGUUGCAGCCCUUGUCUCGUGUCUAGAGAUGGCAGUAUGUGUUGCCAGUACUCUGAGAAAACCACAAACAUUUAAACAUAGUCAAGAUGGAGAAGAUAUUGAAGUUGAAAGAUCAGAGGAUGUUGUCAUGGCAAUAAUCAAUUGGACUCAUGUUGCAGAUCUCAUUCAGCCAAUCAAGAUCAUGCUUUCAUCAAUGUUAAGAGAGCUUGCGACUAGUUACCAGAUUAAGAAACAGAACCUGCAGUUGCCGAUUUCUUGCCUAAACUUUAUCACUACUUACUAUGUUCACUGUCAGUCACAGUUACAUGGUGCUGAUAUAGUGACCAGUUUACAAGAAAUGCAGCAAAUUUACACAGACUGUGUCCAACACUGGAACUCUAUAGGAUUUUCUUCAAUACUUUCUAAACUCAGUUCUCAUUCAAGCAUUCUUAAUGAAACAAAACGGUUUGAGGAAUGCAGUUGUCUUCCUGAAUAUGGCAGCUCUUCAGUAAAUGAAGAUCAGUUUGUUUCUGUAGUGAGAGCCCAGUCUUCCUGUGGCUUUCUAACAGCCUGGUACAGAAUGGUUUACAGCUUUGCUAAAGUGCACAGGGGCUUACAGUCUGUAAAUCAGCUCGAAGCAGACAGCAUAGUUUCUCCAUUGACAAUGCUGCAGAGUACAGAUCUUUGGAAUUACCUUCGCAAGAUUGCUGCCGUCAAACUACAUCAUCAAAACUACUUCACAAGAUUUGAGACUUUCCUUCUCUACUUCAUUGUAAAAUUGGCAACCUUAAUGCCAUCAGCAUGUGGCAGUAUUGAUAUGUCAGUUGUCCACCAGGUGGCUCUGAAGUUACUAACAUCUGUACAACAUGGUGACGAAUAUCUCAUACAUGAUUUACUCUCUACUGUCAUUUUUGAUCCAGUAUUCUUUGAAUCUGAGUCAGCAGACACGUCAGCAGAUAGACUAGGGGAGAUGACUUUGUCUACACCAAUACAUCUACAAACAGUAACAGCAGAACAAAUAGAGAUUGUAACAGAAGAGUUAGUUAAAGAAGCAAAGCAAAACCUGAAUUCUAUCAGGGCUGCAUACCUGGCAGCAUUCAGCUACAGUGAGCAGCAAGUGUUACUAUCAAGGAGUCAUUAUGUAGGUGACACCAUGGCAACAAAAGAUUGUUUUACCUCCAAUAUUGGAGAGUCUGUGAUGCCAAAUGAUUGGAUAUUUCUUCCUCUAAUAGACCUCUAUAACAAGUACAGCACUGUUGGAGCAGAGGUUCAGAAUAUUUUAUCUAGCUCUCAGCUUGACACUGUCAGGUGUGUUUUACGAUGGAUAUACCUGAUGGAAUCAUAUAGAUCAUUUGUGAUAGAGGGAGUUUCUGUCACGCUGAAACUGUCACGCAUCAUGUGCGCGUUUCUUACAGGAAAUGACAUGUUUCUGGAUCGAACAAUACACUGUUUUCUGGCUGGAUUACUGAGAUUGUACUCUAAACCUGCUAUACUUAACAAGAUGAACUUCUCAGAAGAUAUUCCAGGUCUACCGUCAUUCUAUGACUUAUAUAUAUCAUUACUGCAGCAGUAUGAGGCAGUAUCAUUUGGUGACUCAUUAUUUGCUUGCUACGUUAUAAUCCCACUUCAACAGAGACAUAGUGUACAGUUCAGGAAAGCUAUCUGGACAGAAUACACAGGAAUUUUGCGAACUCUUACACUCCCACUGAAUGAGUUACCGUUACCAGUUCAACUCUUCCUAGAGCCAGAGGAGACAAAUGUGGAGUUGAUACGUCUAUAUUACCAGAGCAUGUUUGGUGGUACCCUGCGACCAUGUUGGAGCCCUGUACUGUACCUAGUGGCGGUACAUCAUGUGAACAGAUUCAUGUAUACACAGGAUAAAACACAUGUCAAACUGAAAUCUACAAUGAUGUCACGAAUAUUGAAGUGCAAGAAUGAGGAUUUAAAGAGACACUUAAUGAUGUACAAACAAGCUGAUAUUACCAUGGCAUUCGGAAUGAAACUGUACGAGACCCUUCCAGCAAUUAGACAAACAUUUAUAGAUUCAUUAAAAGUCUCGUGAUUUGUGGAGUGUACAAUAAGACCCAAGUGAAUUUAAAGUCUGUUCCUGUGUUUGUACAGAAAUAUUAUCAUAGUUUUAUAUAAUUGUGUCAAAUGCAUGGAGGGUCAUCCAAGAUCUUCCUCCAUCAGUUAAGCUGGAACGUCACCAUGUGACCUUAACUAUGCUGGUGCGAAUAACACCAAAUAAAAAUUGUUAUAUACAUGUGUAUACAUUGUAUAUUAGAUAUGUAUAUGUGUGUUUCAAAACAAAGACGAAUGUGCAAUUGGAUGAAUUUCCUGAUUAGUCUGUUUUUACUGUAUAAUACUUUAUGCGAGUGUGAAACAGUGGUGUAAAACUAAGACUAAGAUAAACUCUUCAGAUGGAGAAUCAUUUGAAACAAUAUUAACUAUUGCUAUAACAUUUCAUUUUAUAAGCAAGCACCUUCAUCUCUGGACACAACAUGUCUCUGUGAAAGAGCUUCAUUUGUAAUAUCACAUUUGCUUUUAAAUAAUAGUAAAGUAAAGAAUUUGUUACA